AACUUUAUGAUUGCUUAUGAAAUCCUCCAAUAUAUGCGAGCUCGGAAAACAAGGAAGCGGGGUUGGCAAGUUAUUAAGCUAGACAUGACAUGAGCAAGGCUUUUGAUCGUGUUGAAUGGCCCUACUUAGAGCAGGUUAUGCAGGCUCUUGGUUUUGCUGAUGGUUGGAUCAAGUUAAUCAUGGGCUGUGUCUUAUCAGUAACUUUUGAGGUGUUACUAAAUGGCAGAGAGGCAAGACGGGUCACUCCUACUCGAGGCUUGAGACAAGGUGAUCCAUUAUCGCCUUAUCUUUUUAUCCUAUGUGUAGAAGGUCUCACAGCGAUGUUAAAUGAUGCUGUAACCAGAGGAAGUUUGCAUAGUAUCCAAAUAUGUAGAAAAGCACCGAAAAUCUCUCACCUGUUUUUUGCUGAUGAUAGUUUUCUGUUCCUUCGAGCUACGGAAACUGAAGCAGGAAAAUUAAUGGCUAUUUUGCAAGGCUAUGAAGCUGCAUCUGGCCAAGUGAUCAACUUGCAAAAAUCCUCCAUUACUUUUAGUAAUAAUGUACAACAGAGGACACGAAGCUGGAUCUCCCAAAUUUUGGGCAUGAUAGAAGUCGAGCCUAGUGGGGAGGAGAAGAGGACAAGCACAAGAUCCACUGGAUGGAAUGGAGGAAAUUUGCAACCGCGAAGAGAACAGGGGGCUUAGGCUUCCGAGCUAUGCGUGAUUUCAACCUAGCUAUGCUAGGAAAGCAAGGCUGGAGGCUUUUAACAUACCCGGAUUCUUUAGCAGUGAGACUUAUGAAGGCAAAAUAUUUUCCCCAUUCGGACUUGCUACAUGCAGAGCUAAAAUCGCCCUGUAGUUUCACAUGGCAUAGCAUCUGGUACUCAACAGCUCUAUUAAAGCAAGUAUGUAGAC
This is a messenger RNA of Rubroshorea leprosula, 893 nucleotides long. The record is from the annotation of a GenBank genome assembly. NCBI's taxonomy places the organism in Eukaryota, Viridiplantae, Streptophyta, Magnoliopsida, Malvales, Dipterocarpaceae.